AUGAAUCCGCCGAUGUCUCACAGCUCCACGAUACGUGUACGAACCCCGACUGCAGCAGUCUCAUUGGAAGAAGCACUUCACCCUCAAGCUUCUCGAAAACGAAGCAUCGAUUCUUCCCCCGGAUCAGGAUCCAAUGGAACGCCCAGUGACAACUAUCGACGAAAAUCUCAAAAGGUCACCAGAGCCUGCGACCACUGCAAGCGACGCAAGGCAAAGUGUAGUGGCACGAUCCCGUGCGCCAAAUGCUCCGACAGAGGCCUGACGUGCAUGUAUGAUGCACAGUAUUCUCGUGGGCGUCCUCCAACGCCGCCCCUAUCCGAUGCCCAGCAUGUUUCUGUGUUAGACAGAGUUUUCAACGGUGCGUCGUCCGGAAGCAGAACAGAACCUUCAGUACAACUGUCGAGAAGCAAUUCUGUCAUCCGCGUCUCCCAUAGGACAACUGGAGAGGGCUCUGGCCUGGCAUCCCGUGCUUCUCCAGAAGUGGGGUUGACCGAAGUCCAGGGCCAGGUAUCCGACCCAACGUCCGGAGUCACCUUUUUGCACAGAGCAUGGAAACGACUUGCUAAGCACCGGGAUCACAUGGCGCCCCGUGAUAAUGUCAACCAUGCCUCGGUGGAUGAGCAGCAACUUAUGCUGGCUGGCGACAGGCCGCUGCCCCAGGAAACAGACAGUGACCUAUACAAGCUCUCUCUUCCAAGUCAUGAGGAAUUGAUAAAACUUUCGGCUCUAUAUUUUGACGUUUGUAUUGCAACAUACAGGAUACUCCAUAGACCAUCCGUCGAAUCUUGGCUCCAGACAGUUGAAGACAACGUCAGACAGGGGCGUGUCGUGUGGCAAGGAGUUGGAAGGGCAAAGGCAUCUAUAGUUCUGGUUUGCCUCUCUAUAGCCAUCGCCCACGAGUCUCGAUCGAGGGAGGAUUCACAUCAGGAUGAAGAGCCCUCCCUUUCCAGGAGCGACCGUCUGUUCUGCGUCUCAGUUCAACUGGCCGAGACCCAGACAGGACUGCCCCAGCUCGAAUCCGCACAAACACGCAUCAUACAGACACUCUAUCUUCUCACUUCCUCGAGGAUGAACCGAGCCUGGUACACCUUCGGGAACGCUUUGCAGUUGAUCUCGGCACUUGGUAUGCACCGCAAGGCCGCAAAGGAACGGCAUUUGGCCAACUGUCCAGCCGACUACCUCCAAGCUCAGUUGCGUAUGAGAACAUUUUGGACCGCCUACAUUCUCGACAAGUAUCUUGGUGUCAUAUUUGGAAGGCCUCGCCACUACCACGAUGAUGACAUCGACCAGGAUCUUCCGGACCGCCUUGAGGAUGAGGACAUGACGAGUCAUGGGCCGACAGUCCCACCAGAGACAGGGCAAAUGGGUUGUCAUAUUGAUGCUCUCAUAUUUCAUACAAGAAUUGCUCGCAUUAUUGGUAAAGUGUCUCGAGAGGUUUAUUCUAUCAAGGAUAUCUCGGAAAGUGACAGAAUCAGUGCGGCGCACCGCAUCAGCAGAGAAAUCCAUGAGUGGAAAAAGAGUCUACCUCCCUAUCUAGGCUCCAUAUCACCAUCCAUGCUCGUUACAAGUUUCAGGCGACAGUCCAUCGUUUUGCAGUUGGGAUACUCGCACGCCAUCAUGCACACCAACAGGCCCUUCUUGCUUGCGACUCUUCGCCCCGAGAGCGAAACCCAAAUUUCAGAGUGCCUCGAUGCCGCCCGGGCCGUCCUGGAGUCUGUGGAUGGCCUUGCUGUCGAGAGGCCUCUGUUCCAUGCUUUCUGGUGGACGCAGUAUGUCACAUUCUGCGCCUUGGUUGUGUCGUAUAUUUGGGACAUCCAGCUCAAGAGGAGAGGCACAAUUCUUGCUGCGACCGAUCAGGCCAAGCAUUCGAGGCUGAUGGAGCUUGCUCGUAGAUGUCAGAUACAUCUUGCCGAGGCCACAGCUGCAAACUCGCCAAGUCGCAAGUACGCUGUCAUCCUUGAGGAAUUCUGCUCAGAAGCCAUGGGCCAGAAUGGUGCAGCGACAGAAUUAGCAGAGGCGAAAAAUGGGCAGCAGCAACACCAGCAGCAGAAUCAGCAGCAAUCCCAACAGUCCCAUGGUGACGUGAGCCAUGGGGAUUCCGUCACUGAUACCUCUCUUGAAACAUAUGAUGAUGAUUGUACUGGGAACAUGCUACAGACUGGAGGCGAGUCUAGUCAGUCAUUUGGCUACAGCCUGUUAGAUCAAUGGAACACCAACGACUGGCUUGACCUGGAUUCGUCAGCAUUCGGGCCUUUUAUGGCUGAUAUGGAUGCAAUAUCUGGCAACUGGUUGCCCAACAUGGCAUUAUGA
Molecule: messenger RNA, 2310 nt
Organism: Geosmithia morbida
Lineage: Eukaryota; Fungi; Ascomycota; Sordariomycetes; Hypocreales; Bionectriaceae
Product: Fungal trans
Exons: 2
Coding region: 1-2310 (769 amino acids)
Biological process (GO): positive regulation of transcription by RNA polymerase II; DNA-templated transcription
Cellular component (GO): nucleus
Molecular function (GO): zinc ion binding; DNA-binding transcription factor activity, RNA polymerase II-specific; sequence-specific DNA binding
Source: RefSeq, a predicted model, not a curated record